Molecule: messenger RNA, 971 nt
Organism: Centruroides sculpturatus (bark scorpion)
Lineage: Eukaryota; Metazoa; Arthropoda; Arachnida; Scorpiones; Buthidae
Product: histidine--tRNA ligase, cytoplasmic-like
Exons: 5
Coding region: 160-582 (140 amino acids)
Biological process (GO): mitochondrial translation
Cellular component (GO): mitochondrion
Source: RefSeq, a predicted model, not a curated record
UCAUUUGAUCUUAGUCUUGCAAGAGGAUUGGAUUAUUAUACUGGAAUUAUAUAUGAAUGUGUAUUAACAGGAAAUUCUGUUAAUUGUACUGGUGACGAUGAUGAUGGAGUUUCAGUUGGAAGUAUUGCUGGGGGUGGACGAUAUGAUAAAUUAGUUGGAAUGUUUGAUUCAAAGCAUAAAAAUGUUCCUUGUGUUGGGAUUAGUCUUGGGAUAGAACGUAUAUUUUCAAUUAUGGAAGCAAAGGCUCAACUUAUUAAUAAAAAAAUCAGAACAACAUGCACUGAAGUUUAUGUUGCAUCUGCCCAAAAGAAGAUGAUUCAAGAAAGAAUGAAAUUGUGCAGAGAGCUUUGGGAUGCAAAUAUAAAAACUGAACAUUCCUAUAAAUUGAAUCCAAAACUUCUUGAUCAGUUACAAUAUUGUGAAGAACAUGCAAUACCUUGGGCUAUUAUCAUUGGUGAAAGUGAGUUGCAAAAAGGAAUUGUAAAGUUACGGCAUGUUUCAACUAGAAAAGAGAUUGAAGUUUCACGAGAAAAACUUGUAGAAGAUAUCAAAAAUCGUUUGACUGAAGUAAAUAACUCUUAAUGUUAGACUAAAAUACAAAAUUAUUUUAUAAAAUUAACUAGUUGUGUUAUCCUAUAUAAUUUAACUCUUUAAUAUACAGAAAUUUAAAAUUUUUAGAUUAAAUUAAAACUUUUUAUUUUCCACAAUGUGAAUUCAAAAAAGAAAAAGUUUCUUAUCCUCUUGGUAGCCUUUUUUUUAUUGGAAAAAAAUAUCUGGAACUUUGUUUACUUUUAAGAUUCCAAAAGCAUUAUUCUGGUACUUUUGAACUAUAUUUAAGAAACAUCUGUUUCAAAUAUGUCAUAAAUACAUAAGCACAAUUAUUUUCUUGUGUUGAACUCCAAUAUUUAUUUCUCAUUUUUUCAUAUGUCUAUAUAAUUUUAUUUUAUACCAAAGGAAUUAUUUUAAGCAAA